CGCGGGACACACAGGUGAUGACGUCACGCUCUCAACAGCGGCUCCAAGUUUCGCAUCCGGUAGAAGAUAAUAUUAUUAGCCUUAAAAUAAAGCGUUACGUUUCUAUAAUCUCGAUCUGUCAGCGGCCUCACUGACCUCAGGAUCACACUACGGAUGUGUCUUAUUCGGGGUUCGUGUUUUCACAGAAUUAUAAUUCUCACAGACGGAUGUCAACAAAGUCGCUAGUUGAGACUCAAAUCUUGAGUCUGCUGUUAACCUUCCCAUCGAGCCGGUUUGGGGACGUGUGUUUGUCCCCCUCAUCUCUUGCGAGAUGGGCAGUCAUUUUCGCAGCUACAUCUGGGAUCCAAUCCUCAUCAUCUCCCAGAUUAUUCUCAUGCAGUGCAUCUAUUACAGCUUCUUGGGUCUGUGGUUGGCUGGUGUUGAUGGUUUGGUCCAUACCAGUAGAUCACUCGACCAGAUAUUCAGUUACGAGGUUCUUGGCUUUUCAACAACACAAGGUCGCUUGUCUAUGAUGGCGUUCAUUCUGAAUUCUCUCACAUGCGCUCUUGGCCUGUGGUUUUUCAUCCGACGGGGAAAGCAGUGUCUGGACUUCACCGUGACGGUGCAUUUCUUUCACAUGAUCUGCUGCUGGAUCUAUAACGCCCAUCUCACAGCCGCCCUGUCAUGGUGGUUGAUUAACGUGGCCUGCAUGGCCCUCAUGGCAGUCAUCGGCGAGUACUUGUGCAUGCGGACAGAGCUCAGAGCCAUCCCUGUCAACACAGCACCCAAAUCCAACCUAUGAGGACUGUUUAGAGACAGAUGUGCCACAGCUGGUGUGUAUGAGGUUGCGCAUCAGCAGGACUGGUGUGUUGACAGAUGCUGCUGUGGUUUUCUGAGAGAUUGAGCAGAAGUGACUUGGAUGUUCUGUGAUGUUUUGGUCACAUCACUGUAUUUAAUCCGGAUGACGUUGAGAUGGUCCACACGAGUUUCAUGCUGCAUCGCAUGAUAAUCCUCCCUCAAUCAACCUUAUGAUGACAUUCGCAUCAUUUCAAAAUUACUAUUGUAAUUAUUCUUAUUUAGGACCAACACUUUAUCAUUCAUGGAUGGCUACUGAAAAUAUGAAAGUGAUGGUCUGUUUUAAAAGCACCGAAAGCAUCAUGUGUAAAUCUUAAUCUAAAUAAAAUGCUAUGUAUUUCUGAAUACUUGGAUAAUGGUUCCUGUUGCUUUGGAAAGAAAUAAGAUAUUAAGCGGUUUUCCUGUUUUAUCAAGUCAUCCUUUUACAAAUACCAAUGGCAGAAUUUCAUUGACCUUAGAUGUAGUUUAUUAAACGAGUUUCAGUCAACAUGAAAUCAAAACUGACCCUAUUUGCUUUCUUGAUUUCAUGUUCUUGUUGAGCAUGUUAUUCCAAAAGACAAAGUGAAAAGUUACUGCCUACUAAGGUUUUUUUUGUCAUUGAAUAUCCUAUUUCUCUCAGAUAUAUCACAUUAAGGAAGUAAAAUGGGUUGCUAAUAAUGUGUCAUGUAUUUUGCAUUUUGUCCCACAUGCCCAUCAGAUACGAUCAGUAUCUCUUUCAAGAUUUGUUUGCAAUGAGUAUUUGAGUGAUAUAUGAACCUUAAACUUUUUGUGAAGAUAUGAGGUAAAUCAAAUCAACUAGAUUUUUCACUUAUUCUGCAAUAAAUCAGAAACCGCAAUAUCAAAUGUAUGAUCUCAGUUUGUCAGAACUGAAGUGUGAGUUUUGGCUUCUUAAAAAGUGUAUUCUUUCUGUUAACUUUGCAACAUCCUGUUUCUCAAACACGUUCAGACCACAUAAUACUGACUACUAAAAAAUAUUAUAGAAAGGCUUCAUAUUAACUGUCAUGCUUCAGGCUCAAAAUAUAAGAUAGUAAAACUGCGAAAGGUGUUGCAACCUGUUUGACAUUGUGCUGUGUUGCAGACCCUUUAUCAAUGGUUUUGCUUUUGGUGGGACUUUGUAGCUUUGAAUGACCGAACAACAUGAAACAUUAAAGCUGCACAGUUAAACAUCUCAUGGCAGCUGCAUGGU
Messenger RNA from Sinocyclocheilus rhinocerous, 2020 nucleotides. RefSeq names its product protein SYS1 homolog. Gene Ontology annotation, biological process: protein localization to Golgi apparatus; Golgi to endosome transport; Golgi to plasma membrane protein transport. The transcript is spliced from 4 exons. NCBI's taxonomy places the organism in Eukaryota, Metazoa, Chordata, Actinopteri, Cypriniformes, Cyprinidae. Gene Ontology annotation, cellular component: trans-Golgi network; Golgi membrane. The record is from RefSeq and is a predicted model, not a curated record. The coding region runs from base 311 to 781 and encodes 156 amino acids.